AUGAGACUUGAUGCUACAAAUUUUGCAAAUUUGGGAUCAAAAGACUUUAGAAUUUUGACUGCCAUUGAAGUUGGCAUGAAGAAUCAUGAAUAUGUCCCAGUGCCCCUAAUAAUAUCAAUUGCAAACCUCCCCUCCUGCGGGAUUAGGAGAAUCAUAACCAACCUUCAUAAGCUCAAACUUGUCGCCCAUUGGAACAAGCAAUAUGAUGGAUAUAAACUAACAUAUUUGGGCCUAGACUAUUUGGCAUUAAGGACAUUUAGCCUCGGUGGUAUCAUUGAGUCUGUAGGCAGACGAAUCGGCGUGGGAAAAGAGGCAGAUGUUCACAUUGCUAAAGAGUCUAAAGGAGAAUUGGUUGUAAUAAAAUUUCAUAGGCUGGGUAGAAAAUCCUUCCGCACAAUUAAGCUCAAUCGAGAUUAUCUAGGGAAGCGCAGUUAUGCUAGUUGGAUGUAUUUGGCCCAAAUUGCUGCAAAAAAAGAGUACUCCUACUUACUUUCUAUGUAUGAAAAGGAUUUCCCAGUGCCAAAACCAAUAGAAAUUAAUAGGCAUGCCAUCGUAAUGCAGUACAUAGACGGCGUACCUUUAUCGCAGGUCCGAGUACUUAAAACCCCCAGAAAUACACUAGAAACCUUGUUUAAGUUAAUUAUUGACAUGGCUGAAAUUGGUAUUAUCCACGGAGACUUUAAUGAAUUCAAUUUAAUCGUUGAUGAGGGGAAUGACAAAUUGUACUUGAUCGACUUCCCGCAAGUGAUUCCAAUAUAUCACCAAAAUGCGGCGACGUACUUUAACAGAGAUGUAAAUUGCAUCGUUGAACUUUUUAAUAGAAAAUUCAAGGUUAUUGCAUGUGAUUACCCCAAGUUCGAAGACGUUGUGUCUGAUGAACUAAUUCAUAGUAUCAGAUCUGCACAGCCUCAUUUAAAGAUCAACAAUGGAGAUGAAAUUGCGUUGCAAAAUUUUUUUCAACACAACAGCAGUUAUGUUACAAGUGAAAAUGAUAGUGAUAGUUCUCUAUAUUCACCAAAUGAUGAAAAAGAAUCUGAUAUCCAUGAAUCAGGAAGUGAUGAAUAUAAGAAUGGCGAAGGUUAUCAAACAAUUCUAAAAAAUGAUACCGAUAGUGAUAACAUCAUUGAUGAUGAUGAUGCUACCGAAGUAACGUCAGAUAGUGAGUCGGCAGAUAAUUACCAUAUAAAAAAAUCAAACCCUAUCCAAAUUUGGCGUCCAUACAUAUCAAGGAAUAGGGAGAAAAACAUACAAGAGAAUGUCCGAAACAAGCUUAGAAACAAGUCCAAGUCGGAGCAGCGAAAGAAUUGUAGACAGAACAAAAUUAAGUAUAACUUCGAACAUUAG
This is a messenger RNA of Babesia microti strain RI, 1344 nucleotides long. Its product is annotated as RIOK2, RIO kinase 2. The record is from RefSeq and is a predicted model, not a curated record. Gene Ontology annotation, biological process: maturation of SSU-rRNA; protein phosphorylation. The transcript is spliced from 5 exons. Gene Ontology annotation, cellular component: preribosome, small subunit precursor; nucleus; cytosol. Gene Ontology annotation, molecular function: ATP binding; protein serine/threonine kinase activity. Bases 1 to 1344 code for a protein of 447 amino acids. NCBI's taxonomy places the organism in Eukaryota, Apicomplexa, Aconoidasida, Piroplasmida, Babesiidae.